Molecule: messenger RNA, 708 nt
Organism: Pipistrellus nathusii (Nathusius's pipistrelle)
Lineage: Eukaryota; Metazoa; Chordata; Mammalia; Chiroptera; Vespertilionidae
Source: the annotation of a GenBank genome assembly
AUGGGCAGGUGCUGCUUCUACGCGGUGGGGACGCUGUCCCUCCUCCUGCUGGUGACCAGCGUCACGCUGCUCGUGGCCCGCGUCUUCCAGAAGGCCGUGGACCAGGCCAUCGAGAAGACCAUUGUGCUGAGGAAUGGCUCUGAGACCUUCGACUCCUGGAAGCAGCCCCCGCUGCCUGUGUACAGCCAGUUCUAUUUCUUCAAUGUCACCAAUCCCGAGGAGAUCCUCGGAGGGGAGAUCCCUCGGUUGGAAGAAGUGGGGCCAUACACCUACAGGGAAAUCAGAAACAAAGCGGAUAUUCAGUUUGGCGAUAAUGGAACAACCAUAUCGGCUGUCAGCAACAAAGCCUAUGUUUUUGUACAAAACCUAUCUGUUGGAGAUGCUCAAAGUGACUUAAUUAGAACACUAAAUAUUCCUGCAGUGACAGCCAUGGAGUGGGCACAGCAAGGCAUCAUCCAGAGGAUCAUCCGGGCCCUGCUAAAGGCUUACCGGCAGGAGUUCUUUGUGACUCACACGGUCCACGAGUUGCUCUGGGGCUACAAAGAUGAGAUCUUGUCCCUCAUCCACCCUUUCAAACCUGACAUCCCUCCCUAUUUUGGCUUGUACUAUGGGAAAAAUGGGACUAAUGAUGGAGACUAUGUUUUUCUAACUGGAGAAGACAAUUACCUUAACUUUUCAAAGAUUGUGGAAUGGAAUGGAAAAACGUAA